UACCAAGUCUUUAUCUCCCGAAGGCUUCUACAUGAAAUUAAGUGGCCACCGCAAGUUUCAACAUUUGAAAUGGGGACAACAAGAAGAUGCCGAAGAAUUUCUCGGAUAUUUGUUGGACGGAUUACAUGAAGAGUUGGUUCAUUCUAUCAGGGAAGUUAAUAAUGAGCAAAUUAGCUUAUUAUUGGAAACAGUUGCAGACAAUGAGACGAAAUUACAAAUCAAAAAUGCCAUCAAAAUCAUUAAGAAGUUGAAUAACUCAAGCAAUGGUGGUAAUGAUAAUGACAAUUCUAACGAUGAUGAUGACAAUGAAGGAUGGAAUGAAAUCGGGGGAGGUCAUAAAAAAGUCAGUUCCAAGAGAACGGUUGAAAUUGAACCAUCACCAAUAAAAACCAUUUUUGGAGGCCAGUUCAGAAGUGUGUUACAAAUUCCAAACAAAAAGGACCAAAGCAUCACUUUGGAUCCUUUCCAAUGCAUCCAACUUGACAUAAAAGCCGAUCAAAUUAAUAAUAUCGAAGAUGCAUUCAAGCAACUAAAUGAACCGGAACAAAUCCCCUUCAAGUUGAACGAUAAUAAAGAGGUUCUUGCCAAAAAGCAAACUUUCAUAGACAGCUUACCGGAUGUGCUAGUCAUUCAUUUGAAGAGAUUCAGUUUUGAAAACGUAAACAACGGAAACAUUGAAAAGUUAAGGAAGAAGAUUGAGUACACUCACAAGCUUAGCAUUCCUCUCGAGUUGUUUUCCAACUGGAGAAAGAGUGUCAACAGAGACUACAAAUUGACAGGAGUGGUGUACCAUCACGGGAUAAUAGCAGAAGGAGGUCAUUACACUUGUGAUGUAUUGAGACCAAUGACGGUAUCAGAUUCAAGUAGGUGGAUAAGGAUAGAUGACACCUCGAUCAACAACAUUGAUGAGGACGAUGUCUUAAGUAAUGAUGACGAUACCAAGAACGCAUACUUGUUAUUCUAUCAAAAGUUGUAAAUAUGUACAAUAAUGAUAAUAGUUCAAGUAUUGAAAAGCUUUAAAACUCUAGUAAUUUCUGCCAAAUUUGUUUUUUCUUGUAGGACAAUUUUUCAAAUUAACCAGCAUAAGACUAUAUUAACCAUUUAAGUCUACGAAUAUCAAUGAUAAAAACCUUCAAUCUACAUCAUUAGAAAGCCCACACUCCAUACAACAUUAUCAGUAUACCCAUGGCAUUUAAUUAUCUAACCCACUGCUAUUAUUCUAAGUAAAUGCCCUGUUAAUGAGCCAGCAGGCGGUGUGUGCCACACCAUUUUUUGACGAAAACCAAAAAAGAGUUAAAAAACGAAAACAACAGUAAACCCCCCUAUUUUGACUAAUAUUUUUGUAAAAUUGUACUGGUAUGAGAUUAUUUUCCCAUUCUUGACAGAUGUUUUUAACUCCUAACCUUUAUCUCUAAAAC
Molecule: messenger RNA, 1418 nt
Organism: Yamadazyma tenuis ATCC 10573
Lineage: Eukaryota; Fungi; Ascomycota; Pichiomycetes; Serinales; Debaryomycetaceae
Source: RefSeq, a predicted model, not a curated record